Messenger RNA from Ilex paraguariensis (yerba mate), 492 nucleotides. The record is from the annotation of a GenBank genome assembly. NCBI's taxonomy places the organism in Eukaryota, Viridiplantae, Streptophyta, Magnoliopsida, Aquifoliales, Aquifoliaceae.
UUCGACUUCCUUCAAGCUCACUUGAAAAAUUGUCGACUUGGGUUUAACCUCCGACCAAGCAAGUCUGUCUCGACCUACUCGUUAGCGGGUAAGUUGAGACUUUCUUCAAUUUGUUGGUUCCUCUACUACAUCGUGGGUCCAACUUACGUGGCGAUUUUAUUCCUGAUAUCAUCAUUUGCUUUCCAAUCCCGAGUUCUACCUCCUUGGCUAAGAAGUCGGUUGAGGCUGAAUUUGAAUAUAGUGAAGAUCCAAGGAUUUUAUCUUUCCAAUCGAGCCCUUGAGGCCUUUGGUUGUCCAAUCGGAAUGAUAAGACUGUUGCCUCGUUACUAUGUGGCUUGUGCAGGCGUGGGAUGCAAAAAGCACUUUUUCCAUAGAUACGAGCCAUUGGCAAAGUGCCAUCAUGCAUUGGACAUUGGUGCAUUAAUUCAAAUAUAUUCACCGGCAUUAACAAUUGGAUCAAAGGUAGAUUCUAUUGUAUUUGAGGCCAGAUGA